UCACCUGUCACUCUCGCUCGAGCGCACCUGUUGCAUCGUUCUAGACUUUUUGUCCUCACUGUUGUUUUCUGUUUUGCUUUUACAUUUUUUGUCUGCAUCAGCAAGGUCGCUCGGCAACCCAAACCCCGCCGUGUUUGGAGCAAAGUUCACCUCUGAGAGAAACAGAUUGAGAUGGAGCCUUGAAGAAGCGUUUUCCUCUGGAGUUUCUGGAAAAGGGAGGAAUUAUCUGCGAAGUGAAGAAUAGGACCGUAGAUCGUCUCUGUUGAGGGGUGGAUGUCGUAGAAGAUGAAUGCUUUGGGAACCCCAACAAAACCAAGCAAUGGGGUGGCCAGAUCGGACAGCAAGAUCAGUGCCAAAACCCUCUUUGAGCAACGAAAGAAGUACUCAAACUCAAACGUCAUCAUGCAAGAGACGUCGCAGUACCAUGUGCAGCAUCUCUCUACAUUCGUGAUGGAUAAAUCAGAGUCCAUUGCUACAGUAGAUGACGCGAUCAAGAAGCUGAAGCUGCUGGACUCCAAAGACAAGAUCUGGACACAGGAAAUGCUGCUGCAGGUGACAGAAAAAUCCAUCAAACUCCUGGACUGCGAGACCAAGGAAGAGCUUGAAAACUUUCCCCUGACCACAGUCCAUCAUUGUCAGACGCUGUUGAACCAGACCAGAUAUCCGUCCGUCCUUCUGCUCAUCUGUCAGGACAAUGAACAACACAAACCAGACAUUCACUUCUUCUACUGCGAUGAAGUGGAGGCCGAGAUGGUGCACGCUGACAUUGAUAGUGCUCUGGGAGACAACACACGCGGCAAGAAGACUCGACCGCAGACGCUAAAGAUGAACCAAGAAAAGAUGAAACGCCAGCGGGAGACCAUCAUCCCGGCCUCUGAGCCUCGAAGUCCUGGCCCUGGGGUCAAAGGUCGCGUAGCAGCUACAGACAUGAAAGAUGAACUGUCGAUGCAGGACCCCGAGUCCAAUAUGAAACUGGCCCAGCGGAUCGAAAAGGACGUGCAAAUCCUGAACUGCACUCUAGACGACAUCGAGAUCUUCGUUGCACGUCUUCAUAAAGCGGCAGAGGCUUUCGCGCAACUCAACCAGCGCAACAGGAGCAAGAAAAACAAAAAGAGAGGGCCGGCAGAGGGAAUGCUAACUCUACGAGCUAAACCUCCAUCAGAAGGCGAGUUUAUCGACUGUCUUCAGAAGCUGAAACUCUCUUUCAAUCUGCUGGCCAAACUGAAGAACCACAUCCAGAACCCCAGCGCUGCAGAGCUCGUGCACUUCCUGUUUGGCCCUCUAGAGCUGAUACUGCAGAACUGUGGCGGUCCCGAGCUGCCGCGUGCGGUCAUCUCUCCUCACCUGUCCCGGGACACAGUGGACUUCCUGAGAGGACACCUGACUCCCAAAGAGAUGACAAUCUUUGAGCUGCUGGGAGACGGCUGGAUGCGGCCCAGAGCUGAUUGGCCGAAAGAUCAGUGCGCUCCUCUGUACAUCCCAAAGUUCCGGAACGGCUGGGAGCCUCCCGUGGAACUGUUCCGCUCGUCGCCGUGGGAGACGGAGACCGCCGGAGCACCGGUGCAGACAGAAUACAGACCCAAAGAGUUCUAUGGAUCACAGUCAUCGCUCUCUUCAAACGGAUCUUUCUCAACGGCUCCUGCUCCUCGCAAGUAUGCGAAGAUCCGCUACCACUUCGUGGCACGUAACGUAAACGAGCUGUCGGUGCUUCAGGACGAAAUUCUGGAGGUGUUGGAGGAUGAUAAGCAGUGGUGGAAGCUGAGGAAUCGAAGCGGACAGGCGGGAUACGUGCCCUAUAAUAUGCUGGAUGUGGUGAAACUGGAGGACCCUCAAACUAUGAUCGACCCGCCGUACAGUCCAGGAAUAGCUUACAGUCAGCCGUACCGAGGACAGUCGCCCUCCGGCUCGAUGGGGAGUGACAAAGACAGUCACAUUCAACAUAUGGAUAAAGUGAACGAUGAGCUGCUCAUGUUGAUCACUGGAAAUAAGACUCAACAGCCCACGAGGAACUUCAAGGUGGUGCGUCAGACUACUGUCCCGCUGGCCUUUGACUCCAGCCCGGCCGAGGUCACCACCUGGCUCCAGGCCAAGGGCUUCUCCAAACCGACGGUGGAGCGUCUGGGCAUCCUGACCGGCGCUCAGCUCUUCUCUCUGAAUAAAGAUCAUCUGAAGACUGUGUGUGGAGACGAGGGAUCUCGCGUCUACAGCCAGAUCACCGUCCAGAAAUCCCAACUAGAGAAGAGUCGAGGAGAUUCAGAGCUGCAGGAGAUCCUGUCUAAACAACAAGAGAAAAUUUCAUCUGCCUCCUAAACACUCACACAGACUGUCAAUCAAACAGUCACCUAGCAACAGUAACCGUCGACCAAAACCCACCAAUGACCAAACAACUAAUCCAAUAUGUUUUGUAAUUGUUUAUUUAUUGUCUGUGCUUUUUAUUAUCAGUUCAUGUACGUAAUAUACGUUAUCUCCUUCAUGCUGGCAAAUACUUACUACACUUUAUUGCACGAAAACAAUGUUUGGGUGAAUCUCACGAAAACAUGUACAGGUCAUGCUUCAGAAUGAGAAGAAAAAUUAUAAACGAUAAAAAUAAAGGACCAUUAAAAUUUUAUUUUUUGCACUUUCGUGUCAUUUUAACCACAAUUGCACACAGUAGAUUAGAAGUUAUUCUCAAUUAUUAAAAUAUAUAUAUAUAUAUAUAUAUAAUGAAUAGUGCUACAGUCACUUGUCACUUCAAAAUCAAAAAUGACUAUUUUAGGACCUUUUUUGCAUUUCCAUGUCAUUUUAUCCACAGCUUCCCAAAUGCACGCCUUAUGAGUUUGUUUCCUUUUUUAAGGAAGGAAGUGAAAUGCAAUAUGUACAGUGCAACAAUGUCAAUUUAACUUUCUUGUAGUGGUUCAAUGUGAGCUUUACAUGUUGACCGCUGAGAUUCACCCGUGUCUGAGCGGAGUCAAUGUUUUCUGGGGUUUGAUGUAUGAUUGCAUCUGUGGCAUUGGUUUUUAAAAAGAAACGAAUGUAAAUAAUGUGCUAAAUUGAGUUGCAUCGUGCAUGUUCAGAUGCCGAAUGAAUGAAGCGAGAACAGUUCAUUUAUCAGCUGGAUUCAUGCAUGCCUUUUUUUAUUUGUAUAAAACGCAUUUAGAGACUUUGAUCUUCCAGGAUGUGGUUUAAUCACAAUAGAAACUUUAAAAGACACACAGAUGAGAUUGAAUCAGUUUAAUCGGAUAACAAUUGCAGGAAAUCAAAUUAAAUGUCAUAGAAGUACAACCUCUUAGUAUUAUCCUCUGUUAGUUUCUCCAAAUGUUAUUUAUAAAAACCAAAUCACUGUAUUGCAAAUUUCAGAAAUAAAGUGACUACCAUAAA
Messenger RNA from Carassius gibelio (silver crucian carp), 3357 nucleotides. RefSeq names its product EPS8 like 2 (gene eps8l2). Bases 286 to 2310 code for a protein of 674 amino acids. The transcript is spliced from 21 exons. Gene Ontology annotation, cellular component: ruffle membrane; vesicle; plasma membrane. NCBI's taxonomy places the organism in Eukaryota, Metazoa, Chordata, Actinopteri, Cypriniformes, Cyprinidae. Gene Ontology annotation, biological process: regulation of Rho protein signal transduction; Rho protein signal transduction; positive regulation of ruffle assembly. The record is from RefSeq and is a predicted model, not a curated record. Gene Ontology annotation, molecular function: actin binding.